UGCUGUCUCACUCAUGCUUCCUGGCUUCACUCACAUGCUCAGAGAGGGAAGAGCUAUAGAGAGUCUUAGCUGCACAUGAAGAAGCUCUGUCUAUUUUAAACCACACCGGAUUGGACUCAGGAUAUUUGUAUAUCUCUUGCGGCGUGUGACAGAUUGUAUAUACCAAGUACAGCCAGGGGCAGAGUUUGAGUUUCUUUGUUUUAGUUUUUUUAUUUAGGAUUUUUAUCCAUCUGACUUGAGGUGAUCGUGUGUGUGACAGAGAAAGUGUGUUUGAGUCAGUCUGCAUGUGUGUGUGAUAGAGAAACAGGAGCAGGAUGAUUGCGGCCCAGCUACUAGCCUAUUACUUCACUGAACUCAAGGAUGAUCAGGUCAAAAAGAUCGAUAAGUACCUGUACUCCAUGCGUUUCUCUGAUGAGACGUUAAAGGAAAUCACGCAGCGUUUUCGGAGGGAGCUGGCCCAAGGACUGGGGAGGGACACUAACCCCACUGCUGUGCUGAAGAUGCUGCCAACGUUCGUGCGGUCAAUUCCUGAUGGCUCAGAGAAGGGAGACUUCAUUGCAUUGGAUCUGGGAGGCAGCAACUUCAGGAUCCUCCGCGUCAAAGUGAGCCAUGAGAAGAAACAGACCGUUCAGAUGGAGAGUCAGAUCUAUGACACACCAGAGGACAUCAUUCAUGGCACUGGAACUAAACUGUUUGACCAUGUGGCAGAGUGUCUCGGGGACUUCAUGGAAAAACAGAACAUCAAAGACAAGAAGCUCCCAGUUGGAUUUACCUUCUCCUUCCCCUGCCAGCAGAGCAAACUAGAUGAGGGCGUUCUGAUAACAUGGACAAAGCGUUUCAAAGCCAGCGGAGUGGAGGGAAUGGACGUCGUCACGCUGCUCAACAAAGCUAUUAAAAAACGAGGAGAUUAUAAUGCUGACAUCAUGGCAGUAGUGAAUGACACUGUUGGAACUAUGAUGACCUGUGGUUUCGAUGACCAGCGCUGUGAAGUCGGCAUCAUCAUCGGUACGGGUACCAAUGCUUGCUACAUGGAGGAGCUGCGUCACAUUGACCUGGUGGAGGGAGACGAGGGUAGGAUGUGUGUGAACACUGAGUGGGGAGCUUUCGGAGACGACGGCAGGCUGGAAGACAUCAGGACGGAGUUUGACAGAGAGAUAGACCGAGGCUCUCUCAACCCCGGCAAACAGCUAUUUGAGAAGAUGGUCAGUGGUAUGUACCUGGGGGAGCUGGUUCGUCUCAUCCUGGUGAAGAUGGCCAGAGAAGGUCUGCUGUUUGAGGGAAGGAUCACUCCUGAGCUGCUCACUAAGGGGAAGUUUGAGACCAAACACAUCUCAGCCAUAGAGAAGAGUAAGGAGGGUUUGACCAAAGCCAAAGAGAUUCUAACCAGACUUGGUGUGGAGCCCUCGACCGACGACUGCAUCGCUGUGCAGCAUGUUUGUACCAUUGUGUCUUUCCGCUCUGCCAACCUGAUCGCUGCCACCCUGGCAGGCAUCCUGCUGAGGCUAAAGGAGAACAAAGGCGUGACACGACUCCGAACCACCGUAGGCAUCGAUGGAUCUCUGUACAAGAUGCACCCACAAUAUGCUCGUCGUCUUCACAAGACAGUCCGCCGUUUGGUCCCGGACACUGAUGUUCGAUUCCUGUUAUCAGAGAGCGGCAGUGGAAAAGGAGCAGCCAUGGUGACAGCUGUGGCCUACCGACUCGCAGAGCACUCACGACAAAUUGCAGAAACACUGUCCGAAUUCCGUCUGACGACCGAACAACUGCUGGAGGUAAAGAAGCGAAUGAGGGAAGAGAUCCAAAAUGGCCUUUCAAAGAGCACACAGGACACUGCUACUGUCAAAAUGCUGCCAACCUUUGUGAAGAGCACUCCUGAUGGUUCAGAGCAUGGUGAUUUCCUGGCUUUGGAUUUAGGAGGAACCAACUUCAGAGUUCUGCUGGUUAAGAUUCGUUCUGGCAAGCGGAGAACGGUGGAGAUGCACAACAAGAUCUACGCUAUUCCUCUAGAAGUGAUGCAGGGCACAGGAGAGGAGUUGUUUGAUCACAUUGUGCAGUGUAUCAGUGACUUCCUGGACUACAUGGGCAUGAAGAAUGCUCGUCUUCCUCUGGGCUUCACCUUCUCAUUCCCCUGCCGCCAGACCAGCCUGGACGCUGGCAUCCUGGUGACAUGGACCAAGGGAUUCAAGGCGACAGACUGUGAAGGAGAGGAUGUAGUGGGUCUGCUGAGGGAGGCCAUUAAGAGGAGAGAGGAGUUUGACCUGGAUGUAGUGGCAGUAGUGAACGACACAGUGGGAACCAUGAUGACCUGUGCGUACGAAGAACCCACCUGUGAGAUUGGACUCAUCGCUGGCACUGGCAGUAACGCAUGUUACAUGGAGGAGAUGAGGAACAUCGAGAUGAUAGAAGGAGAUGAAGGACAGAUGUGUGUCAACAUGGAGUGGGGGGCUUUCGGAGACAAUGGAUGCCUUGAUGACAUUAGGACGGAGUACGACCGCGCUGUGGACGACUUCUCCCUCAAUCCAGGCAAACAAAGAUAUGAGAAAAUGUGCAGCGGCAUGUAUCUCGGCGAGAUUGUGCGAAACAUCCUGAUAGAUAUGACCAAGAGAGGAUUCCUGUUCAGAGGACAGAUCUCUGAAACACUGAAGACCAGAGGCAUCUUUGAAACAAAGUUCCUCUCACAGAUAGAGAGUGACAGAUUGGCUUUGCUGCAAGUGAGAUCCAUCCUGCAACACUUAGGGCUGGACAGCACCUGUGAUGACAGUAUCAUAGUCAAAGAGGUAUGUGGUGUGGUGUCCCAUCGUGCAGCUCAGAUAUGCGGGGCAGGAAUGGCGGCUGUGGUUGAUAAGAUCAGAGAGAACAGAGGCAUGGAACAUCUGGACAUCACUGUUGGAGUGGACGGGACGCUCUACAAACUACAUCCACAUUUCUCUGGAGUCAUGCACCAGACGGUAAAAGAACUGGCUCCCAAGUGUAACGUCAACUUCCUGCUGUCAGAGGAUGGCAGUGGGAAAGGAGCUGCACUCAUCACAGCUGUGGGCUGCCGGCUGAGACAAGAGCUGAACAAUAAAUAGAACACAUUUCUUCUGUCUUGCUGGUAUCUCCCUACAUUUCUGUGCUCCCCCUCUCCUCUUUUCUGUUCUUUCCCUUUGUCCCAUGUCCUCCUGAAGCCAACCAGUCCAGUCAACACUCCUGUAGCUGCUUUAGCCCGUCUGCGUGACAGAGGGAGGAGAUAGCCUUCUCUGCUGUGUUAGGUAGCAGAAAGUCAGGCACUGUGUUGUAGUUAGAUUAUGUCUGAUUAACCAAUGUAACAAUACCCAGACUCUUAAGGUUUUUGUGAUUUCUGAGGUUGAAUUUAUCUAUAGAGAUAAAACACGCACAUUCAACUCCUGCAAGAAAUGUGCAGGGCAGAAAAAAAAAGAGUCCGCACACUCCUGUAAUGCUCCCAUGAGCUGUGUAUCAUCGCCAUCUGCAGGACUCCUCUGAUAACUGCAGUCUGUUACAGUAUACCAAGUGCAACAGUUGCAAGACAAGAAGCAUAGUAGAAAAAUGUUCAUCCUUGCAACAUGUCGAGUGAAUGCAGGGACAUGAAAACACUGUUUUAAACCAAAGUUUCCAAAGUGUGUCUGCUGUCUGCUGUAGGCUCCUCGCUGUCCCUACAACCAGAGAUAUGAGGUGAUAUAUAAACGUGUAAUGAGAUGAAAGGGAAUAUUUUUGCUUUAAAAUUUUUAAUAUCUUACCCAGAUAUGAUACAAUAUGUUAUACAUACAUUGUUGCUAUUUAUUUUAUUUUUGUAUCGGGCGAUGUUGAAAAAUAUUGCUGUUGCAAUAAUGAGGCGUACAGAUGAAGCCCCUCAGCCGGUACCUGUCCUGUAGUGGAUUUAAUAAAGUAUGUCAGGGCAGAAAAGUAACAAAAGUGGGACUUUCACCGUGAUCUGCAGGAGAUGUCACAUGCUUGCUAAAUGUGCAGAUUUGGUCUAAUUUAUGACAGCAAUCCCACUCUAUUCUGAUGUGCUCUAUACUGUAAAAUAUGUCUCAAGAGCACUAGUAUUUUACUAAGUAGAAAUCCUUUUAGUUCUCAUCUCUGCUGCUGCUAAGUUGUCGUCGUUGUCUUAAGAGGUGCUGGCUACCCUCAUCAUCACAGUGAGACUUAUCAGUUACUUAGUAACAGCCAUGAAACAGGAAUGCGGUGCUAACAUAGAUGCCAGUGGAACAACAACGGCCAAAUGAUCUAUAAGAAGAAUAUUACAGUAGCUGAAACUUUAAGUGGAAUUUAAACAUGUUGGAAACAAAGCUUCUCCCUAUACUCACACACUGUACUCCAUAUGCUCCCAUAGACUCAGAGGGGUGUUUGAGUGAACUACUGUCUGGCUCAUUCAUAGUACAAUUCAUGGAAAGUCCUAUUUAUUUUUCUCUGUAACAAAAUCCCAAAAAAUUUAUUAUUGCUGUUAAUAAUACUCAUUAAAAGACUGGUGAAUUUAUCCACUGGUGUUUAUAUUUUCUUUGUAAAUCCUACACUAUAAGAGGACAAAGCUUUUCAAAUAAUGGCAGUGUAACUGUAACAGGUCAUUGUGGUACAAGGAAGGAUCUGUGAGAUGCUACAGUACAAUAUACGGCCAUAUUUGUUAAGCACAGUUUAAAUUCAAAUCCACAACUGAUAGUUAAAAAAAAGAAGAAAGAAACAGCAAUGGCAUUGCAAGUUGAAUUUCCUACUUAAUACUCACACUGCCAGAAUAUAGAGGUCAGCAUCUCCAGCAGGUCCUGAGCUGCCUUCAGAUGAUCCCCAAAGCAGUAGAAAAGUCUAAAAGCCAGCCCCACGUCACACAGACACUUUAAUCUCUUUGCUUCUGUUCACAAAACCCAGACUGUAUCUGUCCAACACUGUCAAACAAUCAGUCACUAAAUAAAGAAAAGACAAACCUG
Molecule: messenger RNA, 4919 nt
Organism: Epinephelus fuscoguttatus (brown-marbled grouper)
Lineage: Eukaryota; Metazoa; Chordata; Actinopteri; Perciformes; Serranidae
Product: hexokinase-1
Exons: 21
Coding region: 315-3071 (918 amino acids)
Biological process (GO): intracellular glucose homeostasis; glycolytic process; glucose 6-phosphate metabolic process
Cellular component (GO): mitochondrion; cytosol
Molecular function (GO): D-glucose binding; glucokinase activity; mannokinase activity
Source: RefSeq, a predicted model, not a curated record